Messenger RNA from Gigantopelta aegis, 1825 nucleotides. RefSeq names its product acetylcholine receptor subunit beta-type unc-29-like. NCBI's taxonomy places the organism in Eukaryota, Metazoa, Mollusca, Gastropoda, Neomphalida, Peltospiridae. Gene Ontology annotation, molecular function: neurotransmitter receptor activity; transmembrane signaling receptor activity; extracellular ligand-gated monoatomic ion channel activity. The record is from RefSeq and is a predicted model, not a curated record. Bases 163 to 1305 code for a protein of 380 amino acids. Gene Ontology annotation, cellular component: synapse; neuron projection; membrane. Gene Ontology annotation, biological process: regulation of membrane potential; monoatomic ion transmembrane transport; chemical synaptic transmission. The transcript has a single exon.
UCUAAAACAAAUAACAGAAUGGAAUGGAAUGAAAUGUAACUCGGUAAUCUCUUUUAAAUUAUCAAAUGUUAAUAGUAUACGUACACUAGAAGGUAGCUUCAAUGGCUGAUAAACAUCGCUGAAGCUGAAAACAAGUGGUUAGUAAGCCCACAGACGUCGACCAUGCGAGUUCUUCUGUGCGCACUUCUGGUGACAAGCUUUCCAAAUGUUCUUGGCGUCACCUACUCCGGGAUGAUAGAUAUGGAACGACUGACCUCUGACCUCUUGAAGAACUACUCCGUGUCGACCCCAGCGUUCACAGAUAUCUAUGACAACACGACGAUGACGCUGGACAUGAGUCUCGUGGCUAUUCUCGACAUUGACGAAGUCCAACAGACGUUCUCGUUCUCGGCACACAUCGGGAUCACGUGGGAAGACGCGAGACUGAGGUGGAACUCUUCUGCGUACGGAGACAUUGAGAGCAUCCAGCUGAGAGUAGAGUACAUCUGGUUCCCGGCGUUUUACCUGCUCAAUCCAGCCGACAGCUCUACCAACCUGAACACCGACCUGCCCGUGUACGUGGACGACGCCGGCUUCGUCGCCCUCCGGAUAUACACCAUCUUCAAGACGACGUGUUCGCUGGACACGCGCCGCUACCCGUUCGAUACCCAGUCGUGUGACAUCCUCCUGACGUGUCCGCGGGGCACCGUCUCCCGGCUGGUUGUCAACGAGCCGAAAGUGAUCGCCGAGAAGCUGAUGUCAAUGGCCAGCGAGUGGAACCUAUACAGCAUUGGUGGAGAAGUCGUCAACCGCGGCCACAACGCCGAGAUCGACAUCGGUCGCUUCACCGUCGUCAUGACGAGAAAGAGCGUCUGCUACAUCACCAGCACCAUAUUUCCGAUGUUCCUCCUCUCCUUUCUGACGUCAUUCGUGUUUCUCUUUCCGCCGGACUCGGGCGAGAAGCUCUCCUACGUCAUAUCCAUCUUCGUGUCGUACGCCGUCUUCCUCAACUUCAUCAACGACGCCAUGCCGCGCACGUCCACCUUCAUCUCCAACCUCGAGGGCUACCUCAUCGGAGUCCUGCUGCACUGCGUCACCGCCAUACUCGCCAGCUUGGUCUGCGCCAGACGAGCUUUCGGCGGAAGUGACGCGCCUCUAGCCGAGAAACCCGACAUCAGCUGCUGCGGGUUGAAGAAGGUUGACCAAGGAUGCCCGGGGCACGAGAAGAAGAUGUUGUCUGCCAAUCAACUCAACAGGCGUGACUGGAUCUUCUUUGGAUGUUACGUCACGUCUGCGUUCCUUUUGCUCGGAAUGUUCACGCUUUAGCGUCGUUCUGUUUUCGCAUGGGUCGAAUGUACCCAACACACAUUGGUGUAGCCAGGAUUUUAUAAGGAUGGGGGGAACCUACAUUGGUAGCUCGAGUGACCUCUAGCCCUCCUGCCCCUUAUCAAUAAGGGGAGGGCUAGAGGUGACUCGAGCUAGAACAGUGGGUGGCUACGCCAGUGCCAGUACACAGAGAACAGUGUUCUGUAGAGUGAGUUAUAAAUGUGCUUAAGGUGAAAACGAACUUAAAAAGUUGUUGGUGAACCUUAGCGCCGGUCUUUGUGGAUGAACGUAGUCCAGCUAUGAACCCUUGUAAGGAUUAUCUAGUGGCUUUAAAAAUGUGUUCUUAUGGAAUACUUACAAAGCAACUACAACCACGUUUAAUCCAAUGAAAUGUGUGCAAUAAGGUAUGUUUGUGCAAAAUAAAAUGUAGUAAAACGUAGAACUAAACUAAAUAUCAUUGUGCACAAGACUAUAACGAAGUUGUGUAUGCAUAUGGAAAAUAAAUAUGUUAAAAGAAUGA